AAAAUGCUCGCUUGCGAUAAGUUAACUACUCGGAGUCGGGUGGCACCGAUGACCCACGCGCGCACGUUGGCAUCGUCCGUCGCUUCGAGAUCGCUCUCCUCCUUGGCUCGCGUCCUCGUCCAGCGCCCCUCCGCCGGCGCCCUGCGCGCCGCCGCACGGACCAAGAUGAGCGAACCCGGCAGCGAAAGCCAAGAAAGGGACCAGCUUGAGUCCACAUUCAAGCAGAAAAAGAUCCUCCGUACCCAAGUCCGGAGGGCCCUCAGAUCCAUGGACCCGCUUCAGAGAUCUCAGGAGGAUGAGACAAUCCAGAGUCUUGUGCUAGAUGCUCCAUGGUUCAAAUCUAGUCAGAGUUUGUGCGCAUAUAUCAGCUGCAGUGCCCUACGGGAAGUAGAUACCUCGAAAAUUCUCUCACAAAUUUUGCAAAAUUCGGCCAAAGAUGGCCACAUACAGAUGAAGAAGAAGCUUUAUGUGCCACGCGUGGAAGACAAAAACAGCCACAUGAGAAUGCUCAACAUCUCAAGUGUCAACGAUAUGAUCGCAAACUCAAUGGACAUAUUAGAACCUGCUGCGCUAGAUGCUGAUGGAAAUGAACGUGAAGAUGUCAUGCAGGCAGAUGAUCCUGUUGACUUGUUCCUUUUACCUGGACUCGCAUUUGACGGAUCUGGAAGACGCUUGGGCCGAGGUGGAGGGUAUUAUGACACUUUCCUGAGAAACUACCAAGAGCUUGCACAUGCUCGGAACUGGAAGAAACCCCUCCUCGUUGCCUUGUCAUACUCUCCACAGAUUUUGGAGAAAGGAGUCAUACCAGUCACUCCAGACGACAUCCCAGUAGAUGCUCUCGUCUCCCCCUCUGGUGUGAUUCCCAUAAGCCCUGCAGCUUUGGACAGAAUGAAGAUUUGACACGGGCUUUGGCACCCUGCCUGGGUUCUCUGCCAAUCUAAUGUGGGACCUGCAAAGGGUGAUGUCCAUUGCUUGAAACAUGUGGCUGGCUUUAUCAAAGUCAUGACGAUGAGUCCUUAAUGCCAAUUAUGGUUUUGCACUGAUCUCUAAUACCAUCGAUACAUAGAAGAGCCAGUCGGCGAGAACACCCUCCUGAUGUGUCUUCUGUUUCAUGGAUCAAACAUUCCAACUCUUAGUAGCCCAGGUGAAUCUUUGCUCUCUUGGGGAGCUUAGCUUGGUUAUGUCAUUCUGGGCCUUCUCUCUUAUCACAGAUGUGUAAAAACCACAUUGUAACUGUUCCUUAAGUAGCAAUUCAUUAGUGAAAAAUGAAUCGGUUUGAUCCCUGAA
Messenger RNA from Eucalyptus grandis, 1287 nucleotides. RefSeq names its product 5-formyltetrahydrofolate cyclo-ligase, mitochondrial. The transcript is spliced from 8 exons. The record is from RefSeq and is a predicted model, not a curated record. Gene Ontology annotation, cellular component: mitochondrion. Gene Ontology annotation, molecular function: 5-formyltetrahydrofolate cyclo-ligase activity. Bases 4 to 900 code for a protein of 298 amino acids. Lineage: Eukaryota; Viridiplantae; Streptophyta; Magnoliopsida; Myrtales; Myrtaceae. Gene Ontology annotation, biological process: folic acid-containing compound biosynthetic process; tetrahydrofolate interconversion.